Salvia hispanica is the source of this 1308-nucleotide messenger RNA. RefSeq names its product putative F-box/LRR-repeat protein 9. Lineage: Eukaryota; Viridiplantae; Streptophyta; Magnoliopsida; Lamiales; Lamiaceae. Gene Ontology annotation, molecular function: protein binding. The record is from RefSeq and is a predicted model, not a curated record.
AUGUCCACAACAACACAUUCCAAAUCUUAUUGCACCAAGCCUAGUCUUCCACCAUUUCCUUCUCCAUUCACCCCACCAUUUGAUGAGCUAUUCUCGUUAUUUCACGCCACUCCUCUCAAAAACAACCCUCAUGUCCGCAAUACACCUUCUCCCUUCGUCACCAUCAACCCUCCCCAAUUCGGUUCUCUCCCAGGCCCCCCACUCCCCAAAUUCGACGGCAACGACCCUGCUACUGGCUGCCUCUACACCAAUAUCCACGAAUACUUCGACUUCUACGCCACCCCUCACGAUGAGCGAGAGCGCUUAAUGGAUCUAUGCAUGGAAGGCGAAGCUGCACAGUGGCUCCAAUGGAUGAAGAUCAAAACUAGUGAAAUUUGGUCACCACCGCAGCCUUUACUUGCUUCAUCCUCGUAUCCUCUGCCACCGUGGACCGAACUGCCUGGGGAUGUAACUGUCAAUAUUCUGCAGAGGCUGGGGGCGGAGAUGCUCACAAGUGCACAGAAAGUGUGUACUACAUGGUGGAAGGUUUUCAAGGAUCCCGCCUCGUGUCGAGUCAUCGAUUUCUCCAACCCUAGACAGGGGAUUUUCAAUGACAAGUACAAUGUCAUGUGCCACCGUGCAGUAGAUCGUAGCCAGGGACAAUUGGUCGACCUCACCAUUCAGUACUUCGGUGACGAUGCACUCUUGGACUACAUCAUCCAUCGAUCACCAAAUCUCAUACGCCUUAAACUUGGAACUUGCUUUUUCCUAUCAGGAUAUUGUGCGCGUAAAAUGGUGGCAAAACUACCACAUUUGGAAGAAUUGCACCUUACUCUUAGAUCAGGGGUUGGUGCUUAUGAUAUUGAAAUAAUUGGCAAAUCAUGUCCAAUGUUGAAAUCAUUCUCGUGCAAUGGAUAUAAGUGCAAGCUUCGGACAUACAAAUAUGAUCCUUAUAUUGAAGGACAUUGUCGGAAUCUGUAUGCUCGUGCAAUCAGCAAAAGCAUGCCUAAUUUGCGGCAUCUUCAAGUAUUUGCACAUUAUAUGGGAAAUAUAGGACUCGAAGCCAUCCUUAACGGCUGUCCGCGUCUUGAAUCACUUGAUAUCCGGCGAUGUUUUGAUCUUGAUCUUGAAGGGGAUUUGGGGAAAAGAUGUCAGAAAAUUAAACACCUUAAACUCCCUAAUGAUUCUGUUAGUGAUGUACCAUGGCCUAAUUGCGAUGGCGGCGAUCCUUUUGCUCCUUUUGCCUUUUGCUUUGAAAAUUACGUACACGACUAUUAUAGCCGUAAAUAUAGAGCUUUAGGUUUCGGUUUCGGCUUCCGCAACAAUUAA